AUACUCGUUUUAAAUGAAAGGUCAAGGUAUUUACCUUGGCAGCGUGUAAUACCGGUUGUAUGAAUUUCGAAUGAAGUGAUUUUGUUUAUAAACUACUAGUACCUCAAACGCAAGAUGUCAUCUAAAAAGAGAGUAUGCAUUGUUGGAUCUGGAAAUUGGGGGUCAGCUAUAGCAAAAAUUGUUGGUAACAAUGUUGUUGAAAAAUCCGACAAAUUUGAAAGGGAAGUGAAAAUGUGGGUGUUUGAAGAAAUGAUAAAUGGCAGAAAGUUAACAGAAAUUAUAAACCAAGAUCAUGAAAAUGUGAAGUACUUGCCAGGUUUUAAACUUCCAGAGAAUGUUGUUGCCAUCCCUGAUGUAAAAGAUUCUGCAGAAGGAGCAGACAUCAUAAUCUUUGUUCUACCUCAUCAGUUUGUUAGAGGAGUAUGUAAACAACUUAAAGGAAAAGUCAAUGAAGGUGCUAUAGCUGUCUCUCUUAUCAAGGGUUUUGAUGUGGCAGAAGGUGGCGGUAUUCUACUUAUAUCCACAGUGAUUAGGAACGAGCUAGGAAUACCCUGUGCUGCUCUGAUGGGAGCAAAUAUUGCUAAUGAAGUGGCCAUGGAAAAUUACUGUGAAGCUACUAUUGGUUGUAGGGACACAAAGUAUGGUCCACUACUAAAAGAAAUGUUUCAGACAAACUAUUUCAGGAUUGUUGUGAUUGAAGAUGAAACUACAGUUGAAGUCUGUGGUGCUUUAAAAAACAUUGUGGCAGUUGGUGCCGGUUUUGCUGAUGGUUUAGGGUAUGGAGAUAAUACUAAGGCAGCUGUGAUCAGAUUAGGACUUAUGGAAAUGGUUAAAUUCUGUGAAGUUUUUUACCCAGCUACUGAUUCAAAGUCUCAACAAGGGACAUUUUUGGAAAGUUGUGGAGUAGCUGACUUAGUUACAACAUGUUAUGGAGGUAGAAACAGAAAAGUAGCAGAAGCAUUUGUUAAAACAGGAAAGAGUAUAGAAGAAUUAGAAAAAGAAAUGUUGAACGGUCAGAAGUUACAAGGUCCACCUACAGCAUUUGAAGUGAAUUACAUGUUAAAAAAUAAAAACAUGGAGGAGAGGUUUCCAUUAUUUACAGCUAUCCAUAGAAUAUGUAAAAAAGAGACGGAUGUUAAACAAUUUAUGGACUGUCUGAAGAACCAUCCAGAACAUAUGUGAUUAUCAAGAGAUUGCUUCGGCUAAAGGGGGAUACUUAGGAGAGUUUUCUGGGAUUGUAUAUGCAUUUUCAGCAAUUUUUAUUGGCUCAUUCAGAAAAAUGUCAGGGUACUUUAUAACUUCUUCAGCAAAUUUUGUAUUACGCAAAGGGUUGUCAAUGAAAAAAAAAAUACAUCACAAUUUUUUUACGCAAAGGGUAGUCAAUGAAAAAAAAAACCACUUGUAAUCAUAAAUAUAUGUAAACUUCUGAAUUGCAGGCAAAACAAAAAACAGAAGAAACAUAUGUUGUAUAGGAAACAAUUAGUAUGAAAAUAACUACUGUUAUAACUUGUGUCGCUUUUGUAUUAUGUAACCAAAUAAAAUAUUUUCCAUUUUGGGUUUUAAGAGCUUCAGUCUUUUAAUAUAAUCAUUGUGCCAUAAACGUGGGUAGGAAUGGUAAAUUCAAUGGGAUAAAAGUAGUAAUGAAUUUAUUGUACAUAUAAACAGUUAAGUUAUUGGGGAUUUUUUUAUUUUGUUUAUUUUGACAUUAUAUAUCCAGGAAACAAUGAUUUACUUCUAUAUCAUUUUCAUUCAGCACUAACUUGCUUUAGACAACUGCUACAUAAAUGUUAUGUAAAAAUCUUGUUUACACUCUCAAUCAUUGUUUUGUUAUAACUUAAUGUGUAUUUAUUAUAUAUUUUUAAUUGUGUUAGAAUGAUAAUAGUUUUGCGGAUCUGAUGAAUUUACAGCAUUAUUUAUAUAGGUUCUUUUGAAAUUUGAUAACUUCAUUGAGUACCUGAAUAUUUGCAUAAAAUUUUAUUGAAGAAUGGAUCAAUUUUAAUGUGAUUUUACUCUUGUACACUCUCAAGUUUGUAAAGUUCCAUAAACUAAUAUAUAGUUAUAUAUAGUCGUGUAUACUUGAAUGUGUAAUAAAAAUUUAUGCAUGUUAAACAAUUCUUGCAGUACUGAAAACUAAAUAGCCAAAUAUUUGAAAUAAUAGUCAUACAUUGCCUUGAAAUCCAAACUUCAAUUGAAUUAUUACAUAUAUUUAGUAACCAAAAUAUUAAACCUUGCUUGUUCAUUAAUAGAACCUUGCUUGUUCAUUAUUAAACAAACAAAAAAAAAUGUUUUGUUUGCAGAAAAAUGCAAUCAUGUUUUCUAGGUCUACUGUUCAAAUGUACCCGGUAUUUGAUAACUCUAGUCCCAUGCAUUAUGACAGACAGAAAAAAACUAAUAUAUUUAAUAUUUGUCAUAUAACCCUUUCCUCCAUUGAAUUUUUUUUUUUGCAUACUUGAUUCGCAUAGGAUUUUUUUGAUAAAAUGCUGAACUUAUGCUUUGAAGUAUUAAGGCAUUGUGAAAAACAACUAUUUCAUCAAAUAAAUUUAAGUCAGAUAUUCCUAUGAUAUUCCUUUUCAUAUUGGAAACAAACUUUAUUAAGUCAACUGCAGACACUUUGAAGUCAAAGUGUUUCAACUGAGGUACUACACAGGCGUCAAAAGGCGUUAUUAUGGAGUAAGGGGGGUGGCGUCAUAAGGCGUCAUUAUGGAGGAAAAGGAUAUUUUUUUCAGGUGUAACAAUUAUACUGCAGUGUAAUGAUUGUAGAUCAUGACAUACUUUAUUACUUUCAGUCAAUUGUCAAUCAAAUACAUUUAUGAUCUUUUUUUCUUUUUUUGAAAUAAAAAUUAUAAAUCAGUGAAA
Molecule: messenger RNA, 2856 nt
Organism: Mytilus trossulus (common blue mussel)
Lineage: Eukaryota; Metazoa; Mollusca; Bivalvia; Mytilida; Mytilidae
Product: glycerol-3-phosphate dehydrogenase [NAD(+)], cytoplasmic-like
Exons: 10
Coding region: 115-1182 (355 amino acids)
Biological process (GO): carbohydrate metabolic process; glycerol-3-phosphate catabolic process
Cellular component (GO): glycerol-3-phosphate dehydrogenase (FAD) complex; cytosol
Molecular function (GO): NAD binding; protein homodimerization activity; glycerol-3-phosphate dehydrogenase [NAD(P)+] activity
Source: RefSeq, a predicted model, not a curated record